Anopheles bellator is the source of this 3208-nucleotide messenger RNA. RefSeq names its product NFX1-type zinc finger-containing protein 1. The record is from RefSeq and is a predicted model, not a curated record. NCBI's taxonomy places the organism in Eukaryota, Metazoa, Arthropoda, Insecta, Diptera, Culicidae. Gene Ontology annotation, biological process: regulatory ncRNA-mediated heterochromatin formation. Gene Ontology annotation, molecular function: helicase activity; ATP hydrolysis activity. The transcript has 6 exons. The coding region runs from base 1 to 3108 and encodes 1035 amino acids. Gene Ontology annotation, cellular component: nuclear RNA-directed RNA polymerase complex.
AUGUCAAGUGGUUCGAAGCAGCUAGAAGACGAGGACGAUGAUUGGUUCGAGAAGGAUGAAGACGAUUUCGUUGUGGCAGGAACGGGCAAACCGAAUUGUUCCGUCGAAGCCGGCACCUCCGACCGGGCCGCCUCCGUAGCAGAUCUACUUGAUAAUUUAAAGAUUUUCUCUGAAGAUUAUGACGGAAACUACGUUGACCCGACGAAGAACGCCGGUUCACACAAGGCCGGAACUACGUUUACGCUUGCCCAGAACGCAGCGACAAAGUACGUGCAAACCAUUCCGUACACCAAGCUGAUAAACAUCGUGGAAAACGAUGCCCUCACUUUGCUGGCCGAUGUGUACGUCCAACGGGAGGAGUUUGUGGCCACUCUGGCGAAAAAAACCUACGGUGCCGAGCUGCUGCUGGUGCUGAUGAGAAUUAUGACCAAACUCAGCACGCUUCCGAUGUACGAAACGAUCCGUCAGUUUUACGCUGUCCUCCUGGAGCAGGACCACUUUUGGGAGCAGCUCUCCAAGUUCCUGGAGCAGUCUCCGGAAGUGGAGAAAAGGAAGAAGAAAAAGAAGACCAGCAUCGUGCGGCCAACGGUCGCGCGGACGGAGAUGGUAGAUGUGUUGCUGAAAUUAUUGACCCAAGCCAAGCUGCACGUCGCUCUCGGUGCUACCGUUACUCGGUUUUGUCGCAAACUGAAGCAACAUGUUCCGGAUAUGGAAACUGCUCAUAGAGAGCUUCUGGCAGCCCUAACUGUCUCUCCUGUGGAUAGUGGGACAAAGGAUACGAUCAGUAUCUACCCAUCCAUCGAGGAUAUCAACCAGGAGGAAGGGCCUCCCCUGAAUCUGAAGCGAAACAUCGUCAAAGGAAGGUUCGAAAACGUGGAGCACUACCUGGAGGUGCACUUGAACCUUCUGAAGGAAGAUUUUAUGAUUCCACUGCGCGUCGGGCUAAACCAGUACCGGGCGUUUGUCGAAAAGCAUGGCAUCGAUGAGACAUUCGCGAACGACAGCAUUCGCGUGCACUAUCCCGUCAAGCUGCUGCUUCCCUCGCGGAUCAGUCGCCGGACACAGAAGGAGCAACUGAUCGUGGUCGACCUGGAUCCGGCCAGGCGUGGCUUUGCGAAUGUUUCCGCGCGCUACAGCAGACUCGAUCUAUCAGCGUCCAAGCGGCUGCUACACGGGUCGUUGCUACUGUUUAGCAGUGGACCAACGUUGCCCGAUCUGAUCGUGGCGAUCGUUAGCCACCGUGAUAAUACCGAUCUGAAGAAUGGUUUCAUCAACGUGGAGAUCAUUCGCAUCGAGUGGGGCACAUCGGCCAGCAACGACGAUGGGUGCGAAGUGUUCAAUCGGCCGCUGCUGAUGGUGGAGAGUGAAAUCUUUUUCGAACCUUAUCAUCAGGUGUUUAACGCGUUGUGCCGUUUGCGGGCCGACAGUUUCCCCAUGAAGUCGUACAUCGUGGACGUGGAACAACCGGCACACUGCUUGCCAGCGUACGCCAGCCAAACUAACGCUCACUUCUUUCGGUACGCCGGUGUAGAGUUUGAUCUGAAGCAACCGCAAAGCUGGCCGAUGGAGACGCUUGCCGCUGCCAUCGGGCUGAACGAUUCGCAGUACGAGGCCUAUCGUAUGGCUCUGACCAAUCGCUUCGCGCUGAUUCAGGGGCCACCGGGAACGGGUAAAACAUUCAUUGGAUUGAAGAUCGUCGAAACGCUUCUCGCCAAUACCGAUCGGCAGCUGGUGCUGAUUUGCGUCACUAACCAUGCGCUCGAUCAGUUUCUCUGCGGAGUGAUACGGCACACGGAGAGUGUCGUGAGAAUGGGCAAUCAGUCGAAGCAUCCACUGUUGGACGCUUACAACGUGAAGCAGCUAAACGAGGAUCAACCGAUCGACAAGUGGCUACGGAUCGGGUACUAUAACACCAAGCAGGAAUAUCUGAAGUUGCUCGAACAGUUCGAAGAGCUGCAGAAGCAGCAACAGGGUUCGAAUGAUCUGAACAAAGCGCUAAUGGAGUGUAUGGAUAAACUGCAGCAGAUUUCACGACGUCUCAACGAGCUGAGUCAGCUAAGCAGCCUGAAGGCAAUCCGGGACAUUCGCGUGAUCGGUAUGACGACGACAUUUGCAGCCCGGAAUCGAGUGCUGCUCGAGCUGCUCCGCACACCGAUAGUGAUCAUUGAGGAGGCGGCCGAGGUGCUCGAGGCACACAUCGUGGCCUCGCUAACGAAGCACACACAGCACUGCAUCCUGAUCGGGGACCACAAACAACUUCGGCCAACGACCAGCACGUACGUUAUGUCCGCACGUUACAAACUCGAUCUAUCGCUGUUCGAACGAAUGAUCAACAAUCAGUUCAGUGUGGCCACCAUGACGGUGCAGCAUCGAAUGCGCCCGGAAAUUGCGAACCUUCUGCGACCCACCAUCUACCGAGUGCUGGAGGAUGCCAAACCGGUCACCCUGUACCCAUCGAUCAUGGGUAUGCGGCAUAGUUUGUACUUCCUAACGCACACCUUCCCCGAGGCUGGCGCUCGUUCGGAAGCGACCGCGAAGUCGUCCGAAAAAGUAGCCGAAGAGGGUGGUGAUGAGAAAUCGAAGCGGAACACGUUCGAGUGCAGGUUUGUGCUCGCACUUUGCGAGUACAUUCUCGGCCAAGGUCCCUACGUUGCCGAAGACAUCACUAUCCUAACGGCGUACAACGGGCAGAUGCUUCAGUUGGUUACGGAACGUAAAGCUCGGCCAGCUCUCCAAGGUGUACGGAUUGCCGUGAUCGACAGCUUUCAGGGUGAAGAAAGUAGGAUCGUGUUGCUUUCGCUGGUGCGCAGCAGUAGCCAUCCGGGCGAUACGAUAGGGUUCCUUGCGCACGAGAAUCGUAUCAGCGUGGCGCUUUCCCGGGCGAGGGAAGGAUUGUACAUCGUGGGCAACAUGUCGUUGCUUGCCAGCUGUUCUCGCAAGUGGGCACAAGUAGAGCGGAUACUGCGGGAACAAACGGCUAUCGGGCAGUCGGUGCCACUACAGUGCGCCGAGCAUGGAACCGUUGUGGAGGUGAAGCACCCGGAAGAGCUGGAACAGCUCAAUCGCGAUCGCAGAUGUGCGUGCAGCUUAUCAGUCAUCAGCCCUUGAAGAACUCGAAGAACAAGACAAAAGUUGAUUUGAACUAAACGCAGUAAAUGUUGCACCACUUUCAAUUGAAUCCAUUGAAGAUAGGUUCAUUUAAAGGCGA